AUGAAGCCGGAAGACUUGAGAAGUUUGCUCAAGAAGGAGAAGCGCCUUCUGAACAGUUUAGAGUUAGUGGAGAGUUUCGUCAGUGACUUUGAAGAAGAGCGUGAUCGAAAAGAAAUUGAAGUUCGUUUGCAGCUGUUGGAAAGUGUUGUGAAAGAGUUCUUCGAUGUGCGUGAUAAAAUUGAAGUGCUAAUGGAUGAAGUUGCCGAAGAUGAAGUUCCUGAUCCAGAGGAGUCAGAGAAGGCUCGAAAGGCGAGGCUGGAGAGUGCAUCAAAGAAGAGAGACGAGGAAAGUGAAGCCAUAAUCAGUGAUGUGCAGAACCGUUUUUGCAAGGCCAAGGCAGCGUUGAUGGAGCGGCGUCCGAAGAAGCAGGUUGAUCGUCCUGGGCCGUCAGGCCCGGCUGCCGGAAGUACCCUCUCGAGAGUGAAACUGCCCGAGAUCAAGCUAUCAACCUUCGGUGGCAAACUUCGAGACUGGGUGUCGUAUCGCGAUGCAUUCCGAAGCUUGAUCCACCAGAACCGGGAGCUCACCGACAUGGACAAGUUCACGUACCUUCGUUCAUCGUUGACGGGCGAGGCCCUUCAGGAAGUCAGCACCGUUGAACUUUCCGCAGCAAACUAUGCAGUUGCCUGGACUGCAUUAGAGGAGCGCUACCACAAUGAGAAGCUCAUCGUGAAGGCAUAUCUCGACGCCAUCUUUGGCAUUGAACCGAUGCGGAAGGAGAGCUACGAAGCGCUGAGCCAGCUCAUCAGCGACUUUGAAAAGAAUCUGCAGAUGCUGCAGAAGCUGGGACAGGACACCAAUGGCUGGAGCACUAUCCUAGUCCACAUGGUUUGUUCCAAGCUGGACAGUGUUACCCUGCGGUUCUGGGAGUCGUCGCACAACUCCAAGAACGUAACCACCUACCGAAACCUGAUGAACUUUUUGAAGAACCAUUGUGCAGUUCUUCAAUCAGUUGGAGUGAGCAAACCUCCCUCCGCCGAAGUGAAGAAGCCCAAGGUAAGCGUCAGCCAUUCGUCAACGUCCUUCGGCCGGUGCUUUUUCUGCUCGGAAGCGUUCCAUCCGGCGUUCAUGUGCAAGAAGUUCCAGAAGUGGAAGAUCUCGGAGCGCUACGAUGCCGUUCGGAAGAAUGGCCUGUGCAUGAACUGCCUAUCGUCGGGUCACAUGGCGCGGAAUUGCAGCAAAGGAUCAUGCCGUCAAUGUGGGAGGAGACACCACACCCUGCUUCACGCUGAAAGCAACAGUGUCAACCCGCAAUCCUCCGUUCCACAGACGACAAAACGACCCCCAAGUGAACAACCAUCUCAGACACAGCAAACACAGGCGGGAAAACCAACAGACCAAAAAGCACCAACCACAAACCACAACGAACCCAGCACUUCCUUGUCAAUCGUACAGACACAAUCGCAUAGCACCAACCCACAGAUCGCCACAGACCAUUCAGACACACUGCAACACACUGUAGCACUCCCAACACAAACAAACCCUUCCACACGACAAGUUCUGUUAUCAACCGCACUUGUGCGUAUCUGCGAUGCCACCGGGCGAUCAAUGCUGGCCAGAGCACUGCUAGACUCGUGUUCUCAGUAUUGCUUCGUCACCUCUGAAUUUUGUCGCCGCAUGGACCUGGACGAGUUUCCUGAUUAUCUAGCGGUGAAGGGAAUUGGCGGUUCGGGAAGCGUUUCGCAGAAAGCUGUUCGUGCGACAGUCAGCCCUCGUUUUACCAGCAUCUCAGACUUCGAGGAAAUUAUACGCUUCAACGUCUUGGCAAAGCUGACUAUUCCACUCCCGUACGAAGGGUUCGAAACAAGCCAGUGGAAGCUGCCGGCCGACAUCGUUUUAGCUGACCCGGAGUUCUACCGAACAUCAGAGAUCGACAUGAUCAUCGGCGCCGAAUAUUAUCUCGAUCUGCUGCAGGAUGGGCGGUUCAGACUCAACGAGGACGGUCCGACGUUCCAGAACACUGUCUUUGGAUGGAUCGUCUCCGGUCGCAUCUCCAACAGCACACUCUCCGCACCUGCAACGACCACUACGCUUUGUUCCACGUCGGAACUCCAAGAACAGCUCACCCGUUUCUGGGAGCUCGAAAGUUGUCGUCUAACGAGCACCUAUUCCGUGGAAGAGUCCACAUGCGAGGAGAUUUUUAAGCAAACGACCACCCGCGAUGAAGCCGGACGCUUCGUCGUAUCGUUACCCAGGAAGGAGUAUAUUAUCGAUCACCUGGGAAAUUCCCGAAGUAGCGCUGAGCGUCGUUUCAUGAGCUUGGAGCGCCGGUUCGCUACGAACUCAGAGCUGAAGAGGUUGUAUUGCGAGUUCAUGGUGGAAUAUGCGUCGAUGGGCCACAUGGAGAGAGUGAAUGAGGAGGAACUGUCUGGAUCAGUGUGCUACUUUCUGCCGCACCACGCUGUAUUGAAACCGGACAGCACAACAACGAAACUUCGCGUUGUAUUUGAUGCUUCGUGCACCUCCGGCGAUUCCCUCAACGAUGGGUUGAUGGUAGGCCCCGUUGUUCAGGACGACCUGAUCUCGAUACACGCUCGUUUCCGCCUGCACCGAAUCGGCAUAGUAGCCGACGUAGCGAAAAUGUACAGGAUGAUCAAAAUGCAGCCACGAGAUCAGAAGCUACAGCUGAUUUUGUGGAGAGCCACGCCAGAGGAACCUAUCCAGGUGUUCCAGUUGACGACCGUUACGUACGGAACCGCAUCCGCUCCGUUUUUGGCUACACGUUGCCUAGUACAGCUAGCAGAAGAAGGUCAAUCCACCCACGCAACCGCAGCGAAAGUUGUUCGGAAGGAUUUUUACGUCGAUGACAUGAUCACUGGCGUCGAUAGCCCUGCAGAAGGCAAGGCAUUAGUGGAGGAGAUGGUGAACCUGACCGAUUCUGCCGGUAUGAUGUUGAGAAAGUGGAAUUCGAACUGCGGUGAAGUGUUGAGCGAGCUGCAACCGCAUCUACGGGAUGACCGAGUUGCAUUGGAGAUGGAGUCCCCGCCGUCGAUCGCUACCGUGAAGACGCUGGGCCUUGUCUGGUGCCCUUCAUCCGACGAUUUCUAUUUCACGGUGCCAAAGUGGAAUACGACAUCGGUGGUUACGAAGCGAAUUGUGAUUUCCGAUGCAUCCAAGCUUUUCGAUCCCUUGGGACUAAUAGGACCGGUGGUCGUCGAAGCCAAGAUCUUCAUCCAAACUUUGUGGAAGUUGCUUGUGAACUGGGACGAUCCGCUCCCGGAAAAUCUGCAAACUAUUUGGUUGGAGUACCGCAGGAACUUGAGUGCUCUCGAGUCCAUCCGUAUUCCACGAUGGGUCGGUUACACCAAGGAGUGCACUACGAUCGAAUGGCAUGGAUUUUGCGACGCUUCCGACAGCGCAUACGGCGCGUGUCUAUACCUCCGAUGCAGCUACGAUGAUGGCUCUGUGCGCGUUCAGCUGAUGAUGUCCAAGUCACGAGUCGCGCCAUUGGAGGACUUGAAGAAGAAGAAGCGCAAGCAGUCGACGCCCCGACUGGAACUUUCAUCCGCUCUUCUGUUAAGCCAUCUUUUCGAAAAGAUCAGCCAAGCCACUGGAUUGACAAUUCCGUCGUUCUUCUGGACAGAUUCGAACAUUGUGAAGCAUUGGAUUGCGUCCACACCAUCCAGGUGGCAGACCUUCGUCGCGAACAGGGUGUCCGAAAUCCAGCAUCUGACGAAAGGUGGAGUCUGGAAUCACGUCGCAGGCAUCGAAAAUCCAGCAGACGUACUGUCGCGAGGUAUUUCGGCCACGCAGUUGGAAUAUCACUCCCUCUGGUUCAAUGGUCCAGUUUGGCUGCGUCAAGGUCGGAAUUUCUGGCCGGAGAACUCCGAAGUCGACGUUGAACAGCUCGAUCCUGCUUCCCUUGAAGAACGAAAGUCCGUAGCCCUACCGCUGCAGGCAGCAACUCCGAACGAGAUUUUUUCGCUCCGCUCGUCGCUGUUCGCUCUAGUCCGACUGGUAGCGGUGAUGCGUCGCUUCCGUCACAACGCCCAGAGAGCUAACCGAAAUGCCCGGAAACUCGGUUCAGUCAGCACGCAAGAAUACGAAGAAGCCCUGUUGCAGCUGGUUCGUCUGUCGCAAGAAGAAUGUUUUCCGGAGGAGAUUGCAAGUCUGUCCCGGGAGGAUCAGGUGAAGCAGUCGUCCAGAAUAUCGUCUUUGAAUCCCAAACUACGGGAUGGGAUACUCCGCGUUGGCGGCCGGCUCCGGAACGCAUCGGUUUCCGAGAAUCGGAAGCAUCCAAUGAUCAUCGAUCACCGUCAUCCCCUCGCCACGUUGGUAGUUCGUCAUUACCAUGUAAAGAUGCUUCAUUCCGGACAACAAGUCGUCAUUGCAAGCGCCAGAGAACGAUUCUGGAUCCCGAGCAUUCGGAACCUCGUGCGAAAGGUCCUGCAUGAGUGUAUUACCUGCUUCCGAAUCAAACCAAGAUGCCAGGAACAGCUGAUGGCAGAGCUGCCACCUGAAAGGGUCAACCCGGCACCACCGUUCCUCAAGGUCGGUGUAGAUUAUUGCGGCCCGUUUCUGGUUACCUACCCACAGCGUCGCAGUUCUCCCGUCAAGUGCUUCGUAGCGAUAUUUGUCUGCCUCGUCACUAAAGCCGUUCACGUGGAGUUAGUCGCCGACCUCACCACGGCCGCGUUCCUAGCGGCCCUGCGGCGUUUCACGGCCCGUCGAGGACGUCCAGCCGUAAUCAUGUGCGACAAUGCCAAGAACUUUGUUGGAGCCAGGCGGGAACUUCGGCAGCUUUUAAACCUGUUCGAGCAGCAGCAAUUCCAAAACGCUGUAGCCAGCAACGCCGCGGAUGAGAGAAUCGAGUUUAAGUUCAUCCCGGCCAGAUCGCCUAAUUUCGGUGGUCUGUGGGAAGCAGCCGUGAAAAGCUUCAAAAACUGUUUCAAGAAGAUCAUCGGAACUCGGACUCUCCUGUAUGACGAGAUGCAGACGGUGCUCACCCAGAUCGAAGCGGUUCUAAACUCCAGGCCCCUCACACCACUCAGCAAUGAUCCUGGAGACUUCGAGGCGCUUACGCCAGGACAUUUUCUGGUUCAACGUCCACUGACGGCGAUUGCUGAACCCGAUCUGGAGAAUGUUCCAGCUAACCGUCUCUCCGUCUGGCAAAGGGCGCAGGACUACGGCCAGCUGCUCUGGAAGAAGUGGAGCACGCUUUACCUCUCCGAUUUGCAUAACCGGACCAAGUGGACCCGCCAGCGGGAUAACAUCGCCGUUGAAACCAUGGUUCUGCUGAUGGACGAGCGGCUUCCGCCGUUGAAGUGGAACCUCGGCCGCGUUACCGAAGUAUUCAGAGGCUCCGACGAUAACAUCCGCGUGGUAGACGUGCGCACAGCAAAUGGGGUUUUCCGACGAGCCAUUUCGAAGAUUUGCGUCCUUCCAAUCAGGGAUAACGCAACAUCUACCAGCGAUGAGGCAUAA
Messenger RNA from Aedes albopictus (Asian tiger mosquito), 5424 nucleotides. RefSeq lists its product as uncharacterized. NCBI's taxonomy places the organism in Eukaryota, Metazoa, Arthropoda, Insecta, Diptera, Culicidae. The transcript has a single exon. Gene Ontology annotation, biological process: DNA integration. Gene Ontology annotation, molecular function: nucleic acid binding; zinc ion binding. The record is from RefSeq and is a predicted model, not a curated record. The coding region runs from base 1 to 5424 and encodes 1807 amino acids.